Alexandromys fortis (reed vole) is the source of this 8506-nucleotide messenger RNA. It is a transcript of the gene Znf668, whose product is annotated as zinc finger protein 668. Gene Ontology annotation, molecular function: RNA polymerase II cis-regulatory region sequence-specific DNA binding; DNA-binding transcription factor activity, RNA polymerase II-specific. The transcript has 3 exons. The record is from RefSeq and is a predicted model, not a curated record. The coding region runs from base 2319 to 4178 and encodes 619 amino acids. Gene Ontology annotation, biological process: regulation of transcription by RNA polymerase II. Lineage: Eukaryota; Metazoa; Chordata; Mammalia; Rodentia; Cricetidae.
UUGUAGCCCAGGCUGGCCUCAAACUCACAGAGAUCCGCCUGCCUCUGCCUCCCGAGUGCUGGGAUUAAAGGCAUGCACCACCACCGCCCGGCUUUGUUUGAUAUUUUUAAAAGGAUUUUGUGUGUGUGCGUGCCCAUGCACAUACCUAUUUGUGCCUUUGGACAUGGCUGCAGGUAUCCAAGGAGGCCAAAAGAGAGUAUCAGAUUCCUUGGAGCUGGUGGUUGUGAGCCUCUGAAUGCGAAACUAGGAACUGGACUCAGCAAGGUCCCGUCAGAACAGCAAGAUCCCCUCAGAACAGCAAGAUCCCUAACAACAGAGCCAUCUUUCCAGCCCCUUGUUUUUGUUAAGUCAGGAUCUUGCUACCAUAGCUCAGGCUGGCCUUGAACUAACAAUCUUCCUGCAUUGUCCUCACAAGUAUUGGAAUUGUAGAUGAGGAUUUUGCUGCAGGGCUUUGUCAGACCUCACUGGGGAAAGCUACUCUUGGAAGUAGUGGGUGAGAUGAGGCAUGAUCUGCUCUCCAUUCUUCACUGAGCUAGGUGCCUGCUGGGACCCAUUAAACGCUUCCUUACCAUUUCUCCUAAGUGCCUUGGGACGGAUCCUCCACUCUCUGUAAGUGCCUUGGGACGGAUCUACCCCUCCCGCAGAAAGACUGAAGCACAGAGCUGGCAGGGCCAGGAUAGGAGCUCAUGAGUCUGAGUGAGACAUUGUUGGCUCCGGGCUCUAAUCUCAGGGAAGUGUUAGCAAAAUGGAAGGAGGGAUGGGUGCCACACAAGCCCAGGCUCCUGGACCCUGGGGCAGGCCCAGACGUCUGAGCUAGGGCUCAGACAUUCUAAAUGCCCAGAGCCAGGUCUCAGCUGUGUUAAGUUUCUAACCGUAUGACUCAACAGGGCUCUCUACUCUUAGAACUCAACUCAUCCUCAUCUAUAAAAUGGGGUCAGUGGUUCCUGUUUGAGGCAGUGUGAGAAUUAUGUAAGUGCCACACCCAGCUGGCUGGCUCUGAGACGACUCAGAUUUAGGGAAGACUGAUCAGAUCAGGUUCGGAUCAGUCCUCAUGGACCCCAUGAGCUAGUCCUAUUUUUACCUCCAUUUUUCAGGUGAGAAAACUGAGGUUCUGAGGUCAGUUGUACAAAAGUCACAUCAGCCAGGAAGUGGUGGCAGCUAGAGUUGAAGCUGGACCUUCAGAGUCUACUUAGUUCCACUGAAGCGCGGUUACUAUGGACCUGCUUUCUUGUGGUGUUGAUGUAACAAUGAACUGCUAUAUAAAAAAGGUUAGGAUGCUGUGAUUUUGGCAGGUACUUAAUAGAUGUGAGCUGUCUUUUUUUUUUUUUUUAAGCAGUUCUUGGGAUCAAGACUAGCAAAGUCUCCUGCACCCUCAGCCUGGUUCUUGUUUUGAUUUUCCCUUUAGGAGAAAUUUAGGAGGCCAAGAUGUGACUCAAUAGUGGCGCACUUGUCUUGCCUGCACCAGGCUCUGGGUUUGAGUCUCAAAACUCCCCUCCCCCCAAAAAAAAUGCUUCCUGGUAUAGGGCUGGCUGAUCCUAAGGAGCAUCUCACUCAGGGCUCCCUCAGCCAACCAGCUAAACUGCUUCUGUAGGCCUUUUCUGGAAUAGGCCCUGAACCCAUCCAUCUCCCCCACCACAGACUUAGUUCAGCUCCAUCCUCCUGGAUGAGGACAUGGGUCUAUACACAAGGCUGGACAUAGAGGCCUGGCCUGCCACCCUCUGGGCACACCUGGUUCUCCUUGCCCACUCUGCCCUGCCCAGCACCACAUCUAAGCUCCCCUUAAGAGGAUCUGCCCUAAUCCUCUUCCAUUCAUCCCUCUGGGAGGAUGAGUGGGUGUUAAGACCAGUGCAGCUGUUAAUCCUAUUUUUUCCCAACUAUGAUCCUGGGAGCAGCUGUGUGGAUGUUGUCUGGGCUCUUGGCCAGAAAGUAGGGACUCAGCAAGAGCUAGUAUCCCAGGAGGCCUCGCUAGCUCAGACACAUCAGCUGUGACUGCCAACAGUAGGUCAGGCUGCCUUGAGAGUGAGCUCCCAUUUCUAGAGUUUUGGAGUAGGGACUAAAAGGGAUUCCAGAUCAGAGGAUGGACCAAAAUUCCUGACUGGGGUGGAGUCCCUGAAAGCCAAGCAUGGUCAAAAUUCUUUGAAUGCUUGCUUCUCCAGGAGCUGACCAACCAGGGGGAGGGUAACGCACAUCUGAGACCCAUUACCUCCAAACAUCGACUCCUCUCUCUGGACCCAAGUCCUUCUUCCUGAGCACUUGGAGACCUUAAAGUCUUGGUUGGAACUGAGAAAGGACGAUUAGAAGGCCCACUCACCAAAGUCAUGGAAGAGGAGGCUACAGAGGCCAAGUCCCCAGGCCCCUGCUACAAGCGCUCUGGACGCCGUUUUAAGUGCCUGUUCUGUACAAAGACAUUUCCGAAUGCUCCCAGGGCAGCGCGCCAUGCUGCUACACAUACACCCACAGACUGCACAGAGGAGGUGAAUGAGGUCCAGCCAAAGGUGGAUGCAGAGCCCAAGGCCGAGGAAGCCAGUGGAGACAAGGUGUCUGGUUCAGUAGCCAAACCCCGGCCCUAUGCCUGCCCACUGUGUCCCAAGACCUACAAAACAGCUCCUGAGCUACGAAGCCAUGGGCGCAGCCACACUGGUGAGAAGCCCUUCCCGUGCCCAGAGUGUGGCCGCCGCUUCAUGCAGCCAGUGUGCCUGCGUGUGCACCUGGCCUCCCAUGCCGGUGAGCUGCCCUUCCGAUGUGCGCACUGCCCCAAGGCUUAUGGUACACUCUCUAAACUCAAGAUCCACCAGCGUGGGCACACAGGUGAGCGGCCCUAUGCCUGUACCGACUGCGGCAAGAGCUUCGCUGACCCUUCAGUGUUCCGCAAGCAUCGGCGCACCCAUGCAGGCCUGCGACCCUACAGCUGCGAGCGCUGCGGCAAGGCCUACGCUGAGCUCAAGGACUUACGUAACCAUGAGCGGUCCCACACGGGUGAGCGCCCCUUCCUCUGCUCUGAGUGCGGGAAAAGUUUCUCCCGAUCCUCUUCCCUCACAUGCCACCAGCGUAUCCAUGCGGCCCAGAAACCCUAUCGCUGUCCGGCUUGUGGUAAAGGCUUCACGCAGCUCAGCUCCUACCAAAGCCAUGAGCGCACGCAUUCUGGCGAGAAGCCCUUCCUAUGCCCUCGCUGUGGCCGCAUGUUCUCUGAUCCCUCGAGUUUCCGCCGCCACCAGCGGGCGCAUGAGGGCGUGAAGCCUUACCGCUGUGAGAAGUGCGGCAAGGACUUCCGGCAGCCUGCUGACCUGGCCAUGCAUCGGCGAGUGCACACUGGCGACCGCCCCUUCAAGUGCCUGCAGUGCGACAAGACUUUCGUGGCUUCCUGGGACCUCAAGCGGCAUGCAUUGGUGCACUCAGGACAGCGGCCAUUCCGCUGUGAGGAGUGUGGGCGAGCCUUUGCUGAGCGAGCUAGCCUUACCAAGCACAGCCGCAUGCACUCCGGCGAGCGUCCUUUCCACUGCAAUGCCUGCGGGAAAUCCUUUGUGGUGUUAUCCAGCCUCAGGAAGCAUGAACGUACCCAUAGAAGCAAUGAGGCUACAGGAGCUGCCCCCCAGCAGGAGCUGGUACUGGGACUGGCGCUGCCUGUAGGUGUCGUGGGUGAGGGCUCAGCCGCCCCCGUGGCAGGCGCAGGGCUAGGGGACCCUCCAGCCGGGCUGCUAGGGCUACCUGCAGAGUCUGGGGGUGUAGUAGCCACACAGUGGCAAGUGGUGGGCAUGACUGUGGAGCACGUGGAGUGCCAGGAUGCUGGCGUCGGGGAAGCUCCUGGUACCCUAGGAGAUGCAGGGGAGGUGGGGGGUGAGGAACCCGAUGAGAAGCCUCCACAGUUUGUGUGUCGCGAGUGUAAAGAAACUUUCUCCACACUGACGUUGCUACGCAGGCACGAGCGCACACACCCGGAGCUCCGGCCCUUUCCCUGCACCCAGUGUGGUAAGAGCUUCUCAGACAGGGCUGGGCUUCGCAAACAUAGCCGCACCCACAGUUCUGUACGCCCCUACUCUUGUCCCCAGUGUCCUAAAGCUUUCUUGAGUGCCAGUGACCUGCGCAAACAUGAACGCACUCACCCUGCGCCCAUUGGAACCCCCAUACCCCUGGAGCCUCUUGUGGCUUUGCUAGGAAUGCCAGAAGAAGGGUCAGCUUGAAGCUGGUAGCUCUCUCUGCCACACUCCCAGAUGCCCGUUCCCAGUUUUCACAUCCCUGCCACUGAGCAACUGGCUCAGCUCUCAGUCCACUAAGAGCAGGGGACAGUGGAGGCCGGCAGCGCUUGUGAGAGACACUCAUUAAAGCAUUGGCUUUGACAGCAAGCCGUCUUCUGUAUUCUGGCUGAGUUAAACUUCAGUGGAGGUUCCGGAUUAAUAGAAAUUAUAAGGGUCUUGGUGGUGGUUUCUUUUGUGACAGGCUCUCACGACUUAGCCUGAUCCAGAAUUCACUGUAUAGCCCAGGCUCCCCUUGAACUCAACCAAUUCCCCUGCCUCAGCCUCCCAAAUACGAGGAUUCCAGGUGUUUACCACCACAAAUGGUUCCUAGAAGGGUCUUGCAAUUAAUUCAUUGUUUGCCAAAGUAUAUUUUGGGUUUCUUGUGAAAGAGCUUUCAGUGGUCAAUCAGGACAGGAGUGUGUCUAUGCCUCUUGAGAAUUCUUGCUGAUUAAAAGGUGUAUUGAAGUCCUGCAAUGAAAAACCUGUGUAGCUUUGCUUAGCCUACACUCAGGAUAUAAUGAAACCUUUACUGAGUGCUUCUAUCUGCUUAAGAUAGUAAGCCGGGCUUAAGCAAUUGGCUGGAGGAAUGGCUCCACUGCUAAAGGCUAAGGCUCACAGUAAAAAAGUACCCAGCAUGUCUCUCCAGCUACCUUUAAAAAAAUUCUUCCCUGGGUGUGAGACAGCUAAAAAAAGAUGAUCUUUUCUGUUUGUCACAGUAGCACAUUAGGAGACAUGGUUGGAGGAGAAAAAGAUCCCUCUUCACAUCAAAACCCAUGAACUACAAAGGAAUAAACCUCGUUUUAAAAGUGCUGGCUGGGCAUGGUGGUGCGCAUCUUUAAUCCCAGCACUCAGGAGGCAGAGUCAGGCGGGUCUCUGAGACCAGCCUGGUCUGCAUAGUGUGUUUCAGGAUAGCCAGGAGCUGAUAGGUAAGGGGAUCGCUGUGAGUUCAAGGCAAUCUUGGUGUCCAUCAGGAGUUGUAGGACACAGGGUUUUAUCUUGGUGGAGGAGCACUUGCCUUCUAUGUGUGAGGUCCUGGGUUCUAUCCACAGCAUUAGGAGGAAGAAGUUGACUUUCCCAGUUUAAUCUUUAAAUUCACUGCCUAUGCAGCUAUGGCUAGCAUUAAAUUCACAGUGCAGCCCAAGAUGCCCUGAAACUGGUACUCUGCCUUAGCUUCCCAAGCGUAUGCCAUCACACCUGACUGUCUUUUGUUUGUAGGGGAAACAAAACCUAAGGGUUUCCCUAACCUGUGUGGUGCUAGCUGGUUGUCAGCGCAGUGAAACCAAACUUGGGAGCAGAUUAGUUUGUCAUCUCCCCAGAUUAGUGAGAUUUGUAUCAAACCUGGGGCUCUUUGCUGUCCAGACUCUGACCGGCCUGUGAAGUUCACAGCAAUCUUCCCAGGGCUGUGACCAUCAGUGUUUUCAGUAUGGUCAUAUGUCACUACAGCUAGAAAAUGAAGAUAACUUGGGCAUGUGGCUUGCUACCAGCCUGAUGUUUGCCUGUUUGGCAUUAUUGAUGGUUUUGGAAGCAUCCAGCAGCACAUUAGCUGUGCCAUUAUGGUGUACAGAAAGAGCCCAAAGGACUUUUCAGUCCCCAGUCUGAAAAUCCAAAGCUCAUGUGGAACAUGAUUAGCACUCGCUCUACCACUGAGCUACACCUCCAGCCCAUGAUAAUUUAAAACAAACAAACAAACAAAAAAAAAAAAACAGAGGUGAUAGUUUGAUGCUAAAAACCAAAGUAUUAGAAUAGAAAAUAUGUGAUUGGUACAAAAAUAAAAGUCAGCCAGUAGAGUGAGAAGAUCCGGAAGCAGCCUGAGUGUGUCUGUGAACUCACUGCAGUGCUGAUGUCCAGCCCUCUGUCGUCUUUAUUUUGAGACAAAGUUGACUAGACUUCCGCCUGCUGAGCAGCUGGGACAGACUUGUACCACCAAGCCCAACACAUUUAUCAUUCAUUCCUUUGGUCUUUUUGUUUGGUUGGUUGGUUUGGUUUGUUUUGUUUUUUUUUUUUUUUGACAGUCUUGCUGUGUAGCCCAGGGUGGCCCUUGAGUGUUUUCACUCAGCAUCUGAAGUGCUGGGAUGACUGACAGUUUCUGUGAGUUUUUUAAUGACAGAUGUGAUGUUCAUAUCACUGGGGAAGAGAUAGAGUAGUCCAUAGCUUCCCUGAAAAAUGUCUGGAUGAGGCCACGGAUUUCAUCUCCAUCAUCACGUGAGCAUACUUGCAUGCAUGAACACACACACAGGGAAGAUACCCAGGACAUGGGUUGUUCAGGUGUCGCCCAUAUGCCUGUAAUCCCAGCACAGGGAAGGUGGGAGCAGGUGAUCAGGAUUUGAAGGCCAGCCGUGGCUACAUGGCAGAUUCGGAGGGGUCUCAAGUGAAAUGAGACUGUGUUUCAAAUCAAAACAAUAAUUUAAAACAAAAAGCCUGUUACGCAGAGAAACCCUGUCUCAAAAAACAAAACCCAAAAAAAGAAAAAACCAGGGUGAGGCUAAAAUUUGCAGACAGAAUUUUAGAGCAUAGAAGGACAGAAGUCAUUAGCAUGCUCUCCUUAGGGUCAGGUUACAUACGUCCUCAGAUUCUCAUGGAAUGCAUCUUUUAAAAAACUUUAUAGUUAGACAGGCAGUGGUGGCAUACACUUUUAAUCCUAGCACUUGGGAAACAGGCUGGCAUGAUGUCUGAGUUCGAGGCCAGCCUGGUCUACAGAAUGAGUUCCAGGACAACCAGGGCUACACAGAGGAACACUGUCUCUAACCCCCCCCACCAAAAAAAAUUACAUUUAUACUUAUCUUGUGUGUGUGCACAUGUGUGUGUGGGCCCGUGUACCAUGGUGCACACAUGGAGUCAGAGGACAGCUUGGGAGUCAGUGUUCCACCAUUUGGGACCUAGGGAUGGCAGCAAGCUCCUUUACCUGCUGAGCCACUCUGCCCACCUAGCAGGCUGCUGAAGAAGAUUCUAGGUCAUACAUUAUAGCGCCCCCUUUCCAUUGUAGCUGUAGCCCUAAGUGAGCCAGAACUCCCUUCCUUAGCUCUUCCUUUUCUUUUCCUCCUCUUUGAGACAGAAUCUUGCUAUACAGCCCCCUCCUCUCUCAUCUCCCUGUUAGCCCAGACUAGCCUUGAACUUGAGGUGAUUCUCUUGCCUCAGCGUCCUAAGGGCGGAGACUACAGCCGUGUCCCAUCAGACUGGAAUUCUGUGCUCUUGUAAGAGCUGAGAACCACCACAUUGGCAGUGUUGGGAAGCUCACCUGCAAGCUCACGUGCUAGUCAUGGGGGACAUUACAGCCAGCAGCCAUAGUUCAGGAAUGGUAAACCAGGUAGUGAGCCCCAGGAGACAGUCUUAAUGGCAAAGAGAGCAGAAAGUAGUGUUUAGAGGGAAAUCUUCUGGGUUCAUGAAGAUGGCCCAACCAAUAAAAUGUAUUUGCCACCAAGUUUGACAACCCAAGUUCUAUAGCCAAGAACCGCAUGUGGAAGGGGAGAACUGGUUCUUAGAUGUCCUCUGACCUCCCACAAGGAACGUGGUACAUGCACACACACACACACACAGAGUCUAAAAUGGGGGGGGGUCUUUAGAGUUGAGAGUGUAGUUCCGUGGUAGAGCAUUUACUUAGCUCUUAAUAAGGACUUUGGUAUAAUAAAAAUAAGUUCUCUGGGGGGAGGGGAGGGCAUGGGUCUUUAACACUAGUCCUAGUGGACGCUGAGAUGGCUCAUCUCGUAAAGCCACCAAGGCUGCUGACCUGAGUUUGAUCACUGGAACCUACAUUGUCGAAGCAGAGAAUUCACUACAGAAAGUCCCCCUCUUGACCUGCCGUGCCCUCUUGACACAAAUGCACACAAACACACACAGAGACACACAAUUAAAACAGUCAGAAAGUUCAUAAUUUACUUACAAACUUUCUGUUUUUAAUUUUUAAUCAUGUUUAUAUGUGGGUUAUAUGCAUGUCAGUGCAGGUGUUCAUAGAGGGUGUCGGGUCCCCUGGAGCUGGAAUUACAAGCAAUUGUGAGCCACCCGAUGUGGCAGCAAGUUCUUAACAGCGGAGCCAUUCCUCCAGCUGCCGUAAAUGUAUUUUUACAAGCUAUGUAUGUUUUUAUAGCUAGAAACCCUUAGACUUAAGAUACUUGGCUUGUUUUGAGUUCAUUUCUGUAAAUGGUUUAAAGCAGGUGGUUCAACUUCAUUUUUUGCCUAUGGAUUUUCAGCUUCAAAAGCAUCUGUUAAAAAGACCAUUCUUUGUCUAUUGAAUUGUCUUGGCUUUCUUAAAAAAAUAAAUAAAAUACCUGUAAAUAUGA